Messenger RNA from Vidua chalybeata, 3861 nucleotides. RefSeq names its product protocadherin beta-4-like. Gene Ontology annotation, biological process: homophilic cell-cell adhesion. The transcript has a single exon. The record is from RefSeq and is a predicted model, not a curated record. Gene Ontology annotation, cellular component: plasma membrane. The coding region runs from base 116 to 2557 and encodes 813 amino acids. NCBI's taxonomy places the organism in Eukaryota, Metazoa, Chordata, Aves, Passeriformes, Viduidae. Gene Ontology annotation, molecular function: calcium ion binding.
UGAAGCAGCGAGAGAAGACGUGCGCCUUCCACUUCGCCGCUCUCCGCGGGGAAUCCGCCGGCACAUCCGCGAGACCGACACCGGCCGCCGCCGCCGCCGCCGCCGCCGCUGCGCCAUGGCGCUCGCAAGGCAAGUGCUUUGUCUCUCUGCUUUCCUCUCGCUGCCGCACGCUCGCGCCGAGCCCAUCCGCUACUCCGUAGCCGAGGAGGCGGAAAGCGGCUCCCUGGUGGGCCAGCUGGCGGAGGAUGCGGGGCUGACGCCGGCGCAGCUCUCGGCUCGCCGCGCCCGCCUGGUCUCGGAGGACGGCCGGCAGCAUUUUCGCUUAGACCGCGCCUCCGGCCGCCUCGUCGUGGCGGCGAGGCUGGACCGGGAGGAGCUGUGCGGCCAGUCCGCCACCUGCAUGCUCCCCUUCGAGCUGCUGCUCUCCAACCCCCUGCAGUUCUUUCGGGUCGAGGUGGCUCUGGACGAUAUCAAUGACCAUUCGCCUGUUUUCAGGCAAGAUCUAGUCAAUUUUAGGAUCCUGGAAACAAGUGAACCUGGUUCACGUUUCCCGCUGGAGAUGGCUCGGGACCUCGAUAUUGGCAGUAACGCAGUCCAGGAGUACAGCAUCUCUCCCGCGAACGAGUAUUUCAGUGUCUCCUAUGGGAGUCGGAGUAAUACUGACAAAUAUCUUGAACUUGUUUUGGAUAAGCCACUAGAUAGAGAGGAGCAUGCAGAGAUGGGUUUCCGUGUUAUUGCUGUGGAUGGGGGCUCUCCUCCUCGAAGUGGGACCACCGAGAUCUCUAUUAUCAUUCUAGAUGUAAAUGACAAUGCUCCCAUAUUCAAACAAGAGCGUUAUAUUGGAAGGGUUCUGGAGAACAUGCCAGAAGGCUCUGUGGUUCUGACAGUGAUGGCAACUGAUCAGGAUGCAGGAGUUAAUGGAGACAUCACCUAUCAACUAAGCGAUGCAGUGGGACAGGAAGACUCAGCAUUUGUGAUUGAUCCCAUAACUGGUGAAAUAAAGCUCACAAAAUCUCUGGACUUCGAGGAAGCAGAGCAUUAUGAACUGCGUGUCCAAGCCACGGAUGGUGGGGGUCUCUCAGCUAUCUGCAAAGUGCUGGUGGAGGUGGUGGAUGUGAAUGACAAUGCCCCAGAGCUGGUGGUCAGUUCCUUCAGCAGUCCCCUCCCCGAGAACACAGUGCCCGGCACGGUGGUUGCCCUGUUUGCGGUCAGGGACCGGGAUUCUGGUGCCAACUGGAAGAUCUCCUGUGCCCUCGAGGAUCAGCUCUUCUUCUCCCUGCGGCCAGCCUAUAAGAAUUACUACGAGCUGGUGACAGUGAGCGCGCUGGACCGCGAGGAGACGCCUCGCUACAUCCUCAGUGUGAGGGCAGCAGAUGCGGGGUCGCCUCCUCUCACAACCACCCAGACCUUCAGCGUGGACAUCUCCGAUGUCAAUGACAACGCCCCCGUCUUCAACCAGACCUCCUACACCAUGUACGUGCGUGAGAACAACGUCCCCACGGUGUUUGUUGGGGCCGUCAGUGCUGCAGAUGCUGACGUGGGGCUCAAUGCCAAGGUGACCUAUUCCCUGGCCCCAGAGCAAGGGGCAGAGCGGCCCUCGUGCUCCUGCAUCUCUGUGAACUCUGAGAACGGGCACGUGUUUGUGCUGCGGCCCCUGGACUACGAGCACUUGAGGCAGACCGAGGUGACGGUCAGUGCCUCUGACGCGGGCUCUCCUCCCCUCAGAGCCAACGUCACCGUCCGCCUGGUCGUGCUGGACGAGAAUGACAACGCACCGCUGGUGCUCUACCCAGCCCAGGACAGCAGCCCAGCGUCCAGUGAGCUGGUGCCCGUGUCGGCUGAGGCGGGCUACCUCAUCAGCAAAGUGGUGGCCGUCGAUGCUGACUCGGGACAGAACUCCUGGCUCUCCUACCACCUGCUGAGGGCCACCGACCCAGGGCUGUUUUCCGUGGCCCUCCAAAGCGGGGAGGUGCGUCUGAGGAGGCCGGUGACAGAGAGAGACAGCGUCAAGCAGAAGCUCCUUGUCCUGGUCAGAGACAACGGCAAGCCCCCGCUGUCAGCCACGGCAGCUCUGAGCGCUCUCCUGCUCAAGGACUUCUCCGACGUGCGCCUCCCGCACAGCAGCCCGGCCACAGAGGAUCAGGACGGCUCCCUGACCACCUAUUUAAUCAUUUCCUUGGUCUUUGUCUCACUCCUCUUCCUCAUCUCCACCGCAGUCUUUGUCGCUCGCAAGGUCUGCAGGAGAAAGCAGCUGAAGGCUGGCCAUGUGCUUUAUGGUGCCGACAACUUGCAGAGCGGCCUGGCCGAUGCAGCCGCUGCAGGGAGCCUGCCCCGCGCCUAUUGCUACGAGAUCAGCCUCACUACGGGCUCGGGCAACAGCGAGUUCAAAUUCCUCAAGCCCAUCCUGCCCAGCCUGCCCCCACAGCACUGCGCCGUGGGCCAGGGCCCGGAUGAGGAGCAGGAUUUCCCCUGUGUCCCUGUCAGCACAGAGGACACGGCCCCAGACAAUGCUGGGACUCUCUCUGCAGGACAGUUCAAUGCUCUGUCCUUUAACUGACAUGGGUUCUGCACAGCUGGAGGCUUCAUGGCCCAUGGGAGGAGGGGAUCCAGGCUGCAGCAUGUGGCAAUUGUUCCUCCAGAGAAAAUAUGUUCUCAAUUGUCAUAGCCUAGUUCCUGCAAAUUCCAAGUCAGUGUAAAAUUUGUCUUCCUCUCCAAAGACAAAAUUGCAGAAAAAAAGGUAUUGUGAUUCUCUCCCUCAGACAAUAGUCUAUUGCUCCUCUCUCACAGCCUUUUCUGAUAGGCUUUAAUAAUGCACUCCCAGCUUUGUUCUUUGUCUCUUGGUCUCAGACCAGACCUUGGACUUCCUAUUCUUUUUAUAGCUCAGUGGCACAGUUCCAUAGACAAAUCUCACACUGGAGGAAAUUAAACCAAGCCCCUUUCCCAGAGAAGCAAGGUAGUUCUGAAUACUGUGUCAUUAUGUUCUAUUAGCAUCGGGCUUUUUCUUUCCGGGUUCUGGAUGUCUCUGUCUGAGAUGGGUGGGCUCAGUGUGUUACACUUUCUUCUCAGUAUAUCUCUCUGUACGGCCAUGGUUCAUGUGCAGGUGCUUCACUAGCGCUGCCCAAUGAAAGGGUGAGUUUCUCCCAUCCAGCCAUUACAAUACAGGCAAUUCCAGCUCUGCAUGAAAGUAGACUGGAGUUUUGAUCCUUCCAGGGCUCAGGAGAGCAUACCAAAACACAGCAGAGCAGCAAAACGCGUAACAAAAAGCUUCCUUUGGCCUAUAAGUGAGCAUUUGUUGUUCUGUCUCCUUGGAAUUGCCUUGGAAAUAUAGCAGUGUCAGGUCAACCUGUGUUUGGAGAGUGUAUAACUGUACAGAGUCAUGAAAACUUAUGCAUCAUCUCUGGGGGCAUGAAAAUCAAAGAAUUUCCUGAGGGUAAAAUCAAGUACUUGAACGUUUGAAAAAGAUUGGAAAUAGGAAUUUGAGUUUUAUUUCCUCAUUUUGUUAGAUAAUUCAGUGCUUUGUUGUUGGGGCUAAACACAGAUGACUUUUCCAUAUGUGUUAUAGCAUUUGCAUUCUCCAUUCUGCCCUUUCUCCUGCUCUCUGAACUGUGUUUGAGCAUUACCUUGCCUGUUCCUCUAGACGAAUGCCACCCCAUCUAGAAUUGCUGGUUGUUUGAAUGAUAUCUGUGCUGCAUGUAAUUCUUGGAAAGCUUCCCACACACUGUGUUGGGCUGAAGUUAUACAGUUUAACAAUGUAAAUUGGUAUGACUCUGGGUUUAGAAACAGAAAAAAAGUGUUAGACUGAAAUAAACAGAGCAUCGUACCUCCUUUAGUGGAGACAGAAUCCUUCCUAAAGACGUUCUC